GUCUUCCACCCAACCGCACCCCCGCCCACCAGCAAUCCUUUGGGCUCUGGGCAACAGCCAGGUUAAGCCCAUUUGCACUGAGAAAUUGGCGCUGUUUGGGAGAAGAGGAAACAGAUCGAUUGCCCUUGUGACUCCCCGCCCCGCCACCCCGGCCCAGCCCGCCCCCCGCGUUCCUCGGCCCUCCCCCGCCGCCUCCCGCACCCCGCCUCCUCCCCUCCCCGCCCCCAAGCCUCUCACUCGACGCAGGCCGGUGCGAGGCCCCCUCCGGAAGGUGAGCGGGAUGGAUUGGACUUCGGCGGGGAACGCGGGUGUCUCGAAGUGGUGCUAAUGGAAAGAGAUUUCUGCUCCCCAAAGAAGAUGCGCUGCCACAAAGAGCGGCUUGCGCGCCGGCCUGGGCUCUAGCCCGGGAGACAUCCCGGGAGAACUCCGAGCUCGGAGCGCUCGGCGAAGACCCGGGCAACAUGCCUGUUCGCAGGGGGCAUGUGGCACCGCAAAACACCUUCCUGGGGACCAUCAUACGGAAAUUUGAAGGGCAGAAUAAAAAAUUUAUCAUUGCAAAUGCCAGAGUACAGAACUGUGCCAUCAUCUACUGCAAUGAUGGCUUCUGUGAGAUGACAGGUUUCUCCAGGCCAGAUGUCAUGCAGAAGCCAUGCACCUGCGACUUUCUCCAUGGGCCUGAGACCAAGAGGCAUGAUAUUGCCCAGAUUGCCCAGGCGCUGUUGGGGUCAGAGGAGAGGAAAGUGGAGGUCACCUACUAUCACAAGAAUGGUUCCACUUUUAUUUGUAACACUCACAUAAUCCCAGUAAAGAACCAAGAGGGUGUGGCUAUGAUGUUCAUCAUUAACUUUGAGUAUGUGACAGAUGAAGACAAUGCUGCCUCCCCAGAGAGAGUCAACCCAAUAUUGCCAGUCAAAUCUGUAAAUCGGAAACUUUUUGGGUUCAAAUUUCCUGGUCUGAGAGUUCUAACAUACAGAAAGCAGUCCUUGCCGCAGGAAGACCCGGACGUGGUAGUCAUUGAUUCUUCUAAGCACAGCGAUGACUCUGUGGCUAUGAAGCACUUUAAGUCUCCCACGAAAGAAAGCUGCAGUCCCUCUGAAGCAGAUGAUACGAAGGCCUUGAUACAGCCUAGCCAGUGUUCUCCCUUAGUGAACAUAUCAGGACCUCUGGACCAUUCCUCUCCCAAAAGGCAAUGGGACCGCCUCUACCCUGACAUGCUGCAGUCAAGUUCCCAACUAACACACUCCAGGUCAAGGGAGAGCCUCUGUAGCAUACGGAGAGCAUCUUCAGUUCAUGAUAUAGAAGGGUUCAAUGUCCACCCCAAGAACAUAUUUAGAGAUCGACAUGCCAGUGAAGACAAUGGUCGAAAUGUCAAAGUUUCACGUUCCUGGAUGGCAGGGGGACCUUUCAAUCAUAUCAAGUCAAGCCUGUUGGGAUCCACAUCAGAUUCAAACCUCAACAAAUACAGCACCAUUAACAAGAUCCCGCAACUCACUCUGAACUUUUCAGAUGUCAAAACUGAGAAAAAGAAUACUUCCCCGCCUUCUUCAGACAAAACUAUUAUUGCACCCAAGGUUAAAGAGAGGACACACAACGUGACAGAGAAGGUAACUCAGGUUCUUUCUUUGGGAGCAGAUGUCUUGCCAGAAUAUAAGCUGCAGACGCCACGCAUCAACAAAUUUACAAUAUUGCACUACAGCCCUUUCAAAGCAGUGUGGGAUUGGCUCAUUUUACUCCUGGUCAUUUAUACUGCUAUAUUCACCCCCUACUCUGCAGCCUUUCUCCUCAACGACAGAGAGGAGCAGAAAAGACGAGAAUGUGGCUAUUCUUGUAGCCCUUUGAAUGUGGUAGACUUGAUUGUGGAUAUUAUGUUUAUUAUAGACAUCCUAAUAAACUUCAGAACAACCUAUGUAAAUCAGAACGAAGAAGUGGUAAGUGAUCCUGCCAAAAUAGCAGUACACUACUUCAAAGGCUGGUUCCUGAUUGACAUGGUCGCAGCCAUCCCUUUUGACUUGCUGAUUUUCGGAUCAGGCUCUGAUGAGACAACAACACUAAUUGGUCUUUUGAAGACUGCACGUCUCCUGCGUCUUGUGCGUGUAGCCAGGAAACUGGACCGAUACUCAGAAUAUGGUGCCGCUGUUCUAAUGCUCUUGAUGUGCAUAUUUGCCCUGAUUGCCCACUGGCUGGCUUGCAUCUGGUAUGCGAUUGGGAAUGUAGAGAGGCCCUAUCUGACUGACAAAAUUGGAUGGUUGGAUUCCUUAGGAACACAAAUUGGGAAACGUUACAAUGACAGUGACUCGAGUUCUGGACCGUCCAUUAAAGACAAAUACGUCACGGCACUUUACUUUACCUUCAGCAGUCUAACCAGUGUAGGAUUUGGAAAUGUGUCUCCUAACACCAAUUCGGAGAAAAUCUUUUCCAUUUGUGUCAUGUUGAUUGGCUCUCUAAUGUAUGCGAGCAUUUUUGGGAAUGUUUCUGCAAUUAUUCAAAGACUGUACUCGGGAACUGCCAGGUACCACAUGCAGAUGCUGAGAGUGAAAGAGUUCAUUCGCUUCCACCAAAUCCCCAACCCUCUGAGGCAACGGCUUGAGGAGUAUUUCCAGCACGCAUGGACGUACACUAACGGCAUUGACAUGAACAUGGUCUUAAAGGGAUUUCCGGAAUGUUUACAAGCUGACAUUUGCCUGCAUCUAAACCAGACUUUGCUCCAAAACUGCAAAGCCUUUCGAGGAGCAAGUAAAGGUUGCCUCAGAGCUCUGGCAAUGAAGUUCAAAACCACCCAUGCCCCUCCAGGAGACACCCUGGUUCACUGUGGGGACGUCCUAACUGCACUGUACUUCUUAUCCAGAGGCUCCAUUGAAAUCCUCAAGGAUGACAUAGUGGUAGCUAUUCUAGGAAAAAAUGAUAUCUUUGGAGAAAUGGUUCAUCUUUACGCCAAGCCUGGCAAAUCUAAUGCAGAUGUGAGAGCGCUCACGUAUUGUGACCUGCAUAAGAUUCAGCGAGAAGACUUAUUAGAGGUCUUGGAUAUGUAUCCGGAAUUUUCUGAUCACUUUCUGACAAAUCUAGAACUGACUUUCAACCUGAGACACGAAAGUGCAAAGUCCCAAUCCAUAAAUGAUUCUGAAGGGGACACCUGUAAGCUUCGAAGAAGGAGAUUGUCCUUUGAAAGCGAAGGCGACAAAGAUUUUAGCAAAGAAAACAGUGCAAAUGACGCUGACGAUUCCACAGAUACAAUAAGACGUUAUCAGAGUUCCAAGAAGCACUUCGAAGAGAAGAAAAGCAGAUCGUCUUCCUUUAUCUCCUCCAUCGAUGAUGAGCAAAAGCCGCUCUUCCUGGGAACAGUAGAUUCCACUCCAAGAAUGGUGAAAGCAAGCAGGCACCAUGGUGAAGAAGCAGCGCCCCCCUCAGGAAGAAUUCACACAGAUAAAAGGAGUCACUCCUGCAAAGAUAUCACUGACACACACAGCUGGGAAAGAGAGCAUGCCCGGGCUCAGCCUGAAGAAUGCAGUCCCUCCGGACUUCAGAGAGCUGCCUGGGGCAUCUCUGAGACCGAAAGCGACCUCACCUAUGGGGAAGUGGAGCAGAGGUUAGAUUUGCUUCAAGAGCAACUUAACAGACUUGAAUCCCAAAUGACAACGGACAUCCAGGCCAUCUUACAGCUCCUGCAGAAACAAACCACCGUAGUCCCUCCAGCCUACAGCAUGGUGACCGCAGGAGCAGAGUACCAGAGGCCCAUCCUCCGUCUGCUGAGAACCAGUCACCCUAGAGCAUCCAUUAAGACAGACCGGAGCUUCAGCCCCUCCUCACAAUGUCCUGAAUUUCUCGACCUUGAAAAGUCCAAACUCAAAUCCAAAGAAUCACUGUCAAGCGGAAAGCGCCUGAACACAGCUUCAGAAGACAACUUGACUUCACUUUUAAAACAAGACAGUGAUGCAUCGUCAGAGCUUGACCCGCGGCAAAGAAAAUCUUACCUUCAUCCCAUCCGGCAUCCGUCUCUGCCAGACUCCUCCCUAAGCACUGUAGGGAUCUUGGGUCUCCAUAGGCAUGUUUCUGAUCCUGGUCUUCCAGGAAAGUAAUUGUUUUGUACUAUUUCUCCACAUCCAAUGUAAGUGCUUUUAAUGGCUGUUUUCCCUUUUUGUAUUUAAAUCCUCUCUACUUGACUCAGGGGCUCACAAGGUACCAUUAUAUGCAAAAGUACUGUAUAUUUUUCCUAAAUUGAAGCUUGUAAGGUAAAGUUGAGCAGUUAGGAUGUAUAUAGACAUAAGAGCUUUUGGGUUCCAAACGUUAAAACUGCCAGCAUCCCAAGGCACCUUGUUUUUUGAAUUUUAUUUUUCAAAUCAUGUGCAUGUUAGGGAGCUCCAGUUUCUCUUGCAUGGAGACUCCUAUUGACCGCUUUUCCUGAUCAGUGCUUCAUUAUGAAAAUGCCUUCCAAGCAAAUAAGAAACCGAGGAAUGAAAGAGUGCAUGAGUACAACUCAGAUGACCCUCAACUCAUGAAAGGUCAGGGGGAAUAAAGAGAGGUUAGUCCCUUUGCAGAACAGACAUCCUUCUGUACUGACAUAUUUAGAGUUAGUUACUUUCAUUUCCUUUGAUAAUAAAACAAAAAAGAUGCAAAGUGUGAGUUGUAUACAGCAGUCAGAAAAGGAGCAAAAUCCCAAAAUACCAAAAGAUAUAGUACUUCCUUGGUAGACUUUUACAGGCACGGGUACAUGAAAGACAGAUAGAAAUGGGUUUAGUAAACUUCAGGACACAUGAAGAAAAUCCAUAUGAGGUUGUAACAGGAACCCGGCCCUGGUUUCAUGUCCUUAGAAGACCUUUGAAAAGAGCUACUCAUUUUGGCGAGAUGACAGCACAAAGCUUCCAAAGGUGAGGAAACCGUGGGAAGCAGUUGCCUGCAGCCUCUGGGCCAGUGAGCAGUCUGUCAGUAAGGAGGAUCUAAACCCUGCUUUUAGGCAGGCCAGUGGGAGGAGAACAGAAAGAUCUCGUGUGAAUUUGGGUCCUACUUUUAGACAAAUCGAGGAGGCACAGUGCUCCCCCAAGCUUGUCUUCAGCUAAAUCAUCAUGAAUAUAGGAUAUCGGUGAGAGAGUAACAUGGUCUCUCUAGUAAAUUCUGCAGUAGCUGCUUUCACAGACUACCUAAAAUAUUUACAGUCGUACAUUUUUUUCUGAGGGCUUAAAGGGAAAAUUAUUUUGUGUGUUGGCCGCGGUCCUUAACCUGUCACUUACACAAAGGACAUUCACAAUUUCUUCAUAAUUUAUAUGCAAUAACAAUCUCGCAUUUGAUUAAAUGGUAGGCACCCCCUUUUUUAAUGUGCAAUUUUCAGAGUAUUUAUGUUAACUAAACUCUUUAAUUAAGAGUGGGUUGCUUCCUUGCUUUAUUACCCCAGCUGUGGCAAAUGGUGUUCAUUGACCCACCUAGACAAUUCUUAAAUUACUUAAAAAUUAAGUGAGAAAUCCAUUAUAUAUAAUUUAGGCUGAUUUAUACAUUGUUUCCAAAUCAAAGAAUGUAUAAAGAACAUAGUAAAAGAAUGUAUUCUAACAUUUAAUUAUGUUAUAUACUGGAGAUCGAGAUGUCAUUUGGACCAUAAAAUCAACAGAGGAAAAUUAUAAUUUACAACUCUUAUUCAGACUCCAGUUAAACUUUAUUUUGAACUCAAUUAUAAUUUUAAAAUUUUCAGACACUAAUCUAUUGUGUUCUUUUCUCCCGGACAAACACUCAGAAAUCUUUUGAAGUGUUCUUAGUCUUUCUACUAAUUCUUACGCUCCCACAGACCUUUAGAUAGUAUUUUAUCUGUGCAUUAUUAAAUGGUUGAAUUUCCCUUCACUUUGUCAAUGAACACCUUGACGCUAACCUGUCGAUCCACUUCGAUGCAAGCAGUCUAUUAAAUGUGUGCAAUAAUACCACUGUAUUAAGAUGUGGUUAUAAAGUGGUCUUAAAUUGUUCUCUCCAUAUUUUUGAGCAGUCACAGAAUUUGCUAGUCUGACCUGGGUGGGAGGAGAUUAGUUCGUAGAGAAUGUUCUUCUUCUCACUUAAUUUAAGAAAGUAAUCACAGGCAGUUGCAUAUUUGCAGCUUCAAAUGAUUCGUCAACAGCUACAGGAAAUUAGAAUGGGCUUCCCCAAUUGUUUGAUACGCUACAGAUACAAACAUAGACUAAAAGCCACUUUCAAUCAUUCGUUCAACAGACAUUUGAAUGAGGCGACACAUACAAGAGAGAGGGUCCUUUAAGUAGCGAACAGUUCAGAUGUGGAUAUAGGGAUCCUAUUUCCAUGUCAGGGCAGAUUUCUGCAGCUGCAACAAAUUUCCUAAGGACUAUUCCGUCUCAGCUCUGUGAGCAUUCAGAAUAAAUUCAUGAGCCCUUGCUCAUUUGUAAGGAGAGGGGAUUUGGCAGGUGAGGAACAGAGGUCUAAUUGUUUGAUUAGUGGAUAUGUUCGUGGCAAUAUUUGGUAUGAUGCACAUACAAUUCAUCCCGUUGAGAGUCUCGGUUUAAUACUUCUUUAUAGGAACUGGGCACGCAGGGAAGAAGGAAAGGUGAUGGGGCCGUAUACAAGCAUCCAUCUGAUCUAAAUUCUAGCACAACACAAACCCAUGUCCUUCUUAAUCCUUCGACAUACAGUGAAUUGUUUGCUGUUUAAAUUGCAAGUCUCAGGGGACUGUGUAGGAAGAUAAGCGGAUCUUUUUCUUUUUCUAUAGAAUAUUAAUUUUAAAAGAGCCCCCAAGCAACAUCAAGAUAUACGUAGUCAUAAAUGUCAGAUGAAAGACGGUUUAACUGACUUCUGGGUAAUAAAAGCAAUUAUCUUGAUUGCAAUAUGCACCCCCGAAAUAGCUUGAAAAUAGCAUUGCCCUACCUAUCAUCUAUAGCACAAACAAUCUGUCACCUCCACUUUGGAGUCUUGCCCAAGGCCAGGUCUAACUGGAGGCACCAGGCAAACCUCAAUGUAGUGAUUGCUUUCCUUGGAGAGAAUUAGAAAUAUUAAUGUAACACCUUUUGCUCUUAACCCAAAAUUAGCGUCUGGUCCCAUGUCCUUAAAGUUUAUUUGGAUGAGAUGUUCUCCUGCUGCUGUUAAUUGCAGGACAGAGAAUUGCCUCUAAGACUCAUCAUUCUAACCCAGAGGGGAGCCCCAUACUUUAAUUAGCUGAUGAGAAAACUAGGAAUAAAAAAAUACAGCAUUGAUGUUUUUAAUAUAAUAGUCACUAAUUCGACAAACCAGGGAAAGCAGGGAGCCAAUUUGAGGCAGUGUAAAUUUCAAGUUUAUUACAAUGGACUGGCCGUGAGAGUUAAGUUUUAUAGUCUUGUAAUCAAGGGAAGGGGAGUACUGACAUUGGGAAUCAGGUGUGAUAUGUCCAUUUUAAAACUCAAGAGUGUGUGGACUUGAACUUGUACAAUGGCUCCAAAACGCCUAGGAGAAAGCAUUUGUUUCUGCACAUCAUCUUCAAAUCCUAACUUACUCAUCAAAGCUAAGGAUAAAAUGUAUCGCCUCUCCGGUUCAUACAAAAGACUAAUUAAUAGUAAGUAAUAUUAUUUUAGAGUCAGAAAAAAAACAGUUCAGUAACCAGGUAUUAGAAAUGAACUAUAACUCUGGCCAUAAUUUAAGGGACUCAAUAUUGUUUAUUCAUGGAUGAAACAAAACUAGAAGACAUGGUCUUGAAAUGCUAAUGAGCUUUUUAUUUAAUGUUAGAACAUUUUAGGUCAGAAAAUUCGAUUGUCGUUUCAUUUGUAACCACAUUUUUGCAGUAACAAAAACAUGCGAAUCCUGGUCAUUCAGAGAGGCUAUGGGCAGACAGGUUGCUGUACAGUGUCCUCAAACUGUGGUCCUGAAGUUAGCAAUGCUCACAUCAUCCAAGAAGUUAGAAACAAAUGGUUCUGGGUCUCAUCCCAGAUCUAUUAAGUCAGAAAGAUGAAGGCUGGACCCCAGCACUGAUUCUUCAGUGAGUAACUCUACACAGGAUCUGCACGCACACUAAAACACAGAGGUCCAUAGUGUACAGCCUGCCGUCGGGCCAACUGGAUCCUAACAGUAACUGUUUUAUUCACAUGCGGUAUGACCGUGAGUGAAUUACCCACUUUAAGUUUCUCCCUGAUUCUGUAAAAAUGAGAUUAUAGUCUGUGCCUCACUGAAGUUUGAAAAGAAACAAAAUCAAGUUAAAAGUGCCUGGUACAAACUAUGUGCUCUAAGGAAAAAAAAAUUCUGUAAUCCACUUCAACUCCUUGACCAUGGCAUUAAAAACAAUUAAGAAGACAAUUUUCUUUUGCACAAGUGCUAAGUAACUAUGUCCUUGUUUCCAUGACUAAAGCUUUUGACUCAGAAAGACUUAACUGUAGCUACAAGCUUCCCUUAAUGUUGUGCCAUUCACACCACAGCUUUAAAGUAAUAAUAUUGACAGUAAUGGUAAUGAGAUAUGACUGUCACUGUUUAAAAAAAAAAAAAGCAAGCACACUUGCUCUAAAUUGAUUUUAAAUUCUGCUGGGUGACCUGUCCAACUCAAAGCUACUAGAGUAUAUUCUAUAUAUGGAGUGCACUGUACAUCGUCUCCUCCGAUGUGAUUUAGUUCCCAGACGGACAUUCGAAACCAUUUACAAAAUUCAACUCUGACAGUAAACAGUUACUGUUUUUACAGAUACUAGAGCUUCACGGUGGUAAUGGCACUUUCAGGCCCCCAGAUCCUUUCCCUCGUUGCACAAAUACAGUCUAUAGAUCUUAAACACCCAAGUUCUUGUGUGGAAUGCUGGAAAUGACAAAAAAAAAAUGUUUGCUGUGGUCAACCUGAAAUCAAAUCCUCCUUUUCCCGCUUAUGACUGAGGAAAAACCUAAAGUGAACCCUGGGAUUCAAAAUAGUGUAAAGAGAAUGAUUUCUGAAACAUAGAGUGUACCAUAGAGUGAGCCAGGCAUUGUGUGGAGACGCAAGUUCAUCCUGUGACAUGCGCAUUCAGAGUGGUGCUCAGGCUGUGGCACAGUAGCGCUGAUCACUGUGUGGUUGAUUACCCUGAGAAAACAUCGCCACCAUUCUGUCCUCCAACUAACUCGCCACACGGACACUCGGUGUGUAAUAGAACUCUACAAAGUGGUUUUCAUGCACCUGUCAAAGAUGGGGUUGCUAAAAAGAGACAGUGUUUGUGUUGGGGCCACCUCUUCUGUGUUAUCUCCCACAUAUUUCGUCAACAUAUGUAGACCGCCACAUCCGCACUACAAAUGCUGUUUAGAUUUGAGAUAGGUUACUCGUCGUCUCCCUGAUUCCCUGAAUGAUCUCAUUCAGAGCUGUUUGCUUGGGAUCUUUAAAGGAUAUUAACAUUUUUAAUACUAAAAGGAUAUUUUCAGUGCUUUAUAAAACACUAGGUAUCGCGACUGAUCAGGGCCCGUGCUUAGAAUGUCAUUAAGGCCUUCUGUGGUUAAAAAAAAAAAAGUGUUUUAUUUUAAUGUCCAGUACUGAAGAAGAAAAUUCACAGAAGACAUGACUUGGCAUAUGACUGCAGGAAAAGAAACUAUCACAAAGAUGAUUUUCCUAUUACAUGGAAGUUGAGAAAUGACUAAUCGGAGUUAUUUUAAACUACCAUGUUAUUACUAUAUGAGAAUUAAACAUUCAUGAAAAUGGAAUGUAUAAAAAACUAGAUUCAGUUGACCACAUACUAGACGAUUGGACUUUUAAACAUACCCAGCAAGAACGAUGGCAGUCGUGCCCCCCAGUUAAAUGCUUCUGUUUAUGAGAAGUAGCAGUGGGAACAUGGUCAUUCUUUUAUAAUUAAUGCCAAAACUUAGGUUAAUUCUAAACCAUACUCCUGUCAUCUGCGGCUUCCGUAAGUUAACAUAUUGUGGAAGGUUUGAAAUAACUUGGUGCACCUGUGACUUCAAAGCUUUACCUUCACACUGUGGACGUCCUCUGGUAUAUCAUGAUGGGACGGACGUAAAAGCUCAUGAUUGUAAAUAGCCACAGUGGUGAGCAUUUUACUUGCACCAGUUUUCAUUUUAAUUUAUACUCCGAGUGCAUAAAAAUAUCCACACCUUAUCCCUUAUCACUAAUUAGGUGGGAAAAACCGAAGGAUUGGUAAAGUUAUGAUGAGCUCUUCCCACAUUCUCCUCAAAUGCUCACAGAGCUACGACAACAAUGGAAUGAAUGAUGCGGUGUCCCUACUUUACCAUGAGGCUCCUACUGAUGUGAACGAAAGGCACAUGACCUCUCUAUAGCUGCAAUUUUCAUUUUAUAAUUCUGAUGAGAAGAUAUAUUAUCCCAGAAGGCUUGCCAGUCAAUGAAUAAUGUAUUUCAGAAAAGAAUGUGUGUGAUCACUUGAAAAAUGUCAGUCAUCGGAUGUAAGGAAGCUCACUCACAUGCUGUUACAUAAAACUCUGGAAUGCUUUAAACUAAACGAAACAAUCAACCAAAACACACACUACUUCGUACUCUUUAUGCACAUAAUGUAGCAUGGAAUCAUGACGCUUUCGAAAUAUUCUGUGCAGAAAUAUUUAUUUUUUAGCCAAUAUUUUCCUCAAAGAUUGGUAUGUGGUGUUGACAGUGUAAUCUAUUUGCACAGCUAGUUUUGCAAUAACCUUCUACAAAUAACUGUACAUAAGAAAAAAUGUAAAUUUCAUGUAAAAAUGGUUGUGAAUUUUUGGUAGCUGAAAGAAGUAUACAAGUUGUAUUGAAAAUAUAGUAUAUAUAUACAUAUAUAUAUAUAUACCUAACUUAAGAAUGAGACAUAUAAUUUCUGAUCUAUUUAUACAUGAAAAAUUCAAGAAUUUGUAAAAGAAUUUAUUUUGGAGGAAAAAAAAGGAAGUAAAUCGUAUUAGCUAGCUAGUGUACUUUUAAUAAAGUAUCCAACAAGAUCCACCAUUUUAUUAAGUACAGUAGUAGACACACGAUAGGCAUGGUGGUGCUGAUCACUUUGAAAUUCCCAUCAUUCUAACAGUGCUACAGUUUUACUGAGUUCCAGUAGACCGCUAGCAAGCUGCGCUAAGCUAUUAAGAAAAAAAAAAGCAUUAAAUCUGAGUCUAAAGAAACUAAAAAUUUUACUCAUCGCCCCAUUAGAACCAUGGCAGUAAAUGACCGAAAUAUUUAUUGUUCGCUAAGUUCUGCUGAGGGAUAAAUGGCCUUUAAUGUAUAGUAGCUCAUUUAUAACGAAAGCUUGGCUAUCUUUUCAUUCAAGAAUGGGACCGCGGAACUAUUAUUUCCUCUUGCUUAAGUUCCAAACAGCUUAAUUUCUCCCCUAGCUGGUUUCAUGUCAUUUAAGAAAAUUCACACUAUCUUUCGAAGAAACUUUUAAACACAACUUGUAGGCUCUGGCACGGCGCCUAGGCGCGGCAUUGGCUGUCUGCGUAGCGGCAUAGACUCCCCAUGCUCCGUUUUACAGAUGUAAGAAGCCAAGAGCAUAUCUUCCCUUGUGGCAAACGUAACUGAUACAGAUAAUAAAGCAAAUCACAUUGCCGCCUGUAAGCGAAAUGGAUUGUGAAAUCAGAACCAAAGUACAAAGGCAAAAUACCUGGCACUAUUCCAUAACGUAAUUACCUCGUAUCCUAAGACAUACUUGAGGGUCCUGCAUUUACACAAGGGUGGGGAUUUAAAUAUGCAUGAGAAAGUCCAGUAAAUCCUAAAGUUGUUUUCAAACGGCCUUUCGUUUCCAAAAUAACUUGAGUAUUUAAUUAGUCUAUUUCUAGAGCAGUGACAUCCACACUGCUCAAGUCAUCUUUUGAAAUUUCAGUAAUCAUAGAAAAAUAAGAAAAAUAAGCGAGACAGACAAUUAAAUCGAAAUGGUUAUGCAUGUAUCUAUCUACUUAAAUGUUUGUACUUAGAGAAAAGGUUAAACUUCAACCCCAGUAUAUCGGCAUUGGAAACCCGUCAUUCCCGAUUCACAAUCUUCCCAAUUAGCUAUUAAAUGACACUAUAACUUCUAGAUGUUAAUGAAGGAGCACACCCGAUAACGAGACCACCACAUGGGCGAAAACCCUGUGCGUUUUCUGACUGCGGUGUAUGGUAAUGAGAUAGAUGUGCUCUUACCAUACGUCCAGACUGAGAGAAGCAAGCCUGUGCUUUCAUAUAUGAGCUAUGUAUUGUGGACAAAAGGAAUGAUUAGAACCUAUGCUCUCUUCCUUAUGAGAUGGGGAAAUCGUGCUUAAAAGUAAGUAGAAGGAACUGCAACAAGGAGGAUCCAAAGCACAGGUUUCCUAGCAUUCAAAUGAGAGAUAGGUCUUGAGUCACAAAGGCGUCCAGAUUUCUCCAAGUGUUUUUGCUAGAAAGUUUUCUUCUGUGUUCUAAAUUAGAAGGAAAUUUCAGUUUAAUAUCUGGAGAGAUGUCCUGAAACAAUGAGACUUGUAUCCAUUUAAAAUACUGUCUGCAUUCACCACCUCAAGACAUUCUAAGCAUUUGCAUUUGUACCUUCCAAUAGUGUGGAUGUACUCUGCAGACAUAGCUUAGAUGAUUCCUGAGCCUUAGGCAUUCACUUGAGGAAGCUUAACUCACUACAUAAACGAUUUCACUAAAACAAACAAGAGCUUUCCUAGCAAGUACCAAAGUGCUAGGAGAGCCGUGGUUGUGCGUUCCCUGUUAAGCAAAGGAUGUAACUGAAAGCAGUCUCGGGAUCUCAGCACGUGGGUUCAAUUUACAAACUUUUCAAAACAUAUUCCUUUCAAAUUUACAGAAUGUUGUUAAUGGAACAAGACAAAACAUAUCCACUUUAGUUUAUCAAAAAUAAAAGAACAUUUAAAAAUAAGCACAUUUCUCACAAAUAGUAUUUAUUUUGGUUGUUCAAUUAGUAAUAUCAUAAGGUUACAAGUGAACAUGAUUUGUAUAUUUUAAUUAAAGAAAUACCACAAAUUGAUUUUUGUUAUUUUUUUAAUUGCACAGAGUUUAAACUACCUUGAUAAAUUCUACUUUCUUCCAGGCUAAAGGCCUUUUCUGGAAAUAAAUAUAUAACUUGAAUAUAUAUUUGUUAACUUUCCUUUUCUGAAUGCAUGCCUAAAAUAGGUUAAUGAGCACAGUCCUUAAAAUACAUUUAAAGUGGACCAAAUCAAGAUUCCCAUAGUAUUGAUUUUCCCUUGAUGUAAUUUAAAAUGUGUAAACUGCCACUCAGACUAGAAGUGCAAUACGUGACAUUUACCCAUUUGGCAAUCUUUUAGAUAAUGGUUGAAUUAAUGCACCGCUGUUUGAACUGAAGCAUCUCAUUACAGUAGAUACGUAACAAAUUUUGUAUGAUACAAAACUUUACAGCAAGCUAUUUGAAUGUUUAUUUAAAAAUUCUCAAAGCGACAUGGAAACAUGUUUACUGUACAAAUAAAAGCACUUAUACAUUAA
This is a messenger RNA of Rattus norvegicus (Norway rat), 13273 nucleotides long. The record is from RefSeq and is a predicted model, not a curated record. NCBI's taxonomy places the organism in Eukaryota, Metazoa, Chordata, Mammalia, Rodentia, Muridae.